Molecule: messenger RNA, 2844 nt
Organism: Sporisorium graminicola
Lineage: Eukaryota; Fungi; Basidiomycota; Ustilaginomycetes; Ustilaginales; Ustilaginaceae
Exons: 1
Coding region: 1-2844 (947 amino acids)
Biological process (GO): regulation of DNA-templated transcription
Cellular component (GO): cytosol; nucleus
Source: RefSeq, a predicted model, not a curated record
AUGCCGUCUUCUAGUAUGGCAGCGGUGGAGGCGACGCUGCAAACCAAUGGAACGGAGAGCACGGCUCGACCGCCUCUCUCAGUGGCAUUGCACGUUCCUAUUUCGGCAGUCGACCAAAUCCAUCUAGCACAGGGAGGCGCCGCGCCACUUCCGGGCAAUCCGAACCGACGUUCUCACAUCCAGCAGAACGUUCAGGCGCUUCCGACGCUACCUGAAGCAUCGCAUGCCAAUGCCCUCCACACAGCCACGGGACCUGCGCCCGCGGCACUCGGACUCACCGCCGACCUCGAUGCCAAUACAGAAGCCGCGCUCCACGGACUCAGCCCCGCACAAAAGACGCUCGCUCUGUCGCGGUCGCAGGGAUACGACCAUAUCGUGGUGGAACUCGCCAACGAGCGAUGGAAGGAGCGAUGGGAACGCCUCUGCCUCGCCAAUCCUGCGGAUGUGCCUUCUGCAUCUGGCUCCUCGGCCGUACAACCCCCUCAACUGACAUCGGUACAGAUGACAUCAGGCCCAGCAUCACUGGCGCGAAGCAGUAGUCGACAGGGUCUCAACAGCUUCUCUGCCGGUGGCGUGAGGCAGUCUCCCUCGCCCGCGGCCAGCAGCAGUGCCGCGCAGACGUUUGCUACCAUCGCCCGCGAAGCCGAAGAAUGGCGCACAGCUCCCGCAUUCAAACGCUCCGAAGUCAACCUGACCAAGCUCGAGGAGACCGAGGGUGUCAUAGCGUUAGCCAGUCCAUGGAUCGAGCUCGACUCUUCCGACGAGGGUGUUCGUCUCGAUUGCGAAUUGGCCCUUCGACAAGAGCUCGCCUACGCCUCUUACCUCGGUAUUUCCAACGUUGUCGUGCCUCCGCCCUCGUCUGAACCUGCUCGUCGACCGUUCCUGGCCGACUAUGCUCGCGCCCUCAACUCCUGUCUCGCGAGCGGGAGCGCAGAGACGGCACCUGCAGGCUCGUGGAUGACAAUCACCAUCCAGCUGCCCAUCUCUUCGCCGCAUCUGCUCAACAAGAUCCUCGCGCGUCAGAACGGCAAGAACGGGCACGGCCUCACUGCAUCCACCACAGCUGGUAGCACGGCUUCAGCCAGCUCGCAAGCGUCUCACGCCAGCGCAGCCUCAUCGGCAGCGUUGCUACGAGCCGAAGACGACUGGGCCUGGGAGACGUGGGAGCAGAUUCGACAGCUCUGCUCGUACAACACGCGUCUCCAGGUCGCACUCGAUCUCGGAUGUCCGUUGCCUGCACCUAGCAUCCUCUCCCGCUGGAUGGCUGAGCCCGUCAGCAUGCUAUGGGUCCCGAGUGCGUCUUACCUCGCCAACGCAAAGGGCUUCCCUGUCCUCUCCAAAGCGUCUCAGGCCUUCAUUCGCUCCAUGUUCAGGAAGAGUCCGACCAUUGUGCUCAGUGGAGUCCAAAGCCCACCGCCAACGCACUCAAGAGGCGGCCCGCUCGCCUACUUGCAAUACGUGCGUCACUUGGAGAAGGCGACCCCGCCGGACGGAGCUGUCGACUCGUUUGCCCGCGGUUAUACCGACUGGCUCCAAGCACCGCUCCAGCCGCUGAUGGACAACCUGGAAGGUACGACGUACGAGGUGUUUGAGCGCGACCCGGUCAAGUAUGCUCUGUACGAAGAAGCUGUGUGCAAGGCGCUGCUCGAUCGACCCGUCACUUCGAGCACGCUCAUCUGGGUCUGUGGCGCAGGAAGGGGACCUCUCGUGGAUCGUUGUCUCAAUGCCGCAGACAGAGCCGGGCGAGCAGUGCGCCUGGUAGCGUUGGAGAAGAACCCCAAUGCACUCGUCACGUUGCAAGAGAGACAGGCGCUCGAAUGGGGCGAUCAAGUCAAGGUGCAGCAUGGCGAUAUGCGUCGACACCCCGUCCCUUCGAGCAUGGCAGAGCGACCUGACAUUGUCGUCAGCGAACUGCUGGGCAGCUUUGGCGACAACGAGCUGUCGCCUGAAUGCCUCGAUGGCGCCAUGCGAUUCCUCAAGCCCAAUGGCAUCUCGAUUCCGUCGUCGUACACGGCGUUCCUUUCGCCGCUUUCGUCGUCGAAGCUGCAUACCGAGGUGCUGAAUGGCUCGAACGCGGCUCUGCCGUCGGCUGUGCAGAAGGCGUCCGAAACACCGUACGUCGUCCUGUUCCAGAACGUGGCUCUACUUGCUGCUCGAGGAGGCCGACUCAGUUGGGAGCAGGUGCAAGAGUCAUGGACGUUCGAACACCGUCCAUCCGCCAUGACGCCCCUCGUGUACAACGAGCAAGGCCUUCCAGCUUCCAACGGCCACAACAUCCGCUCAGCCAAGCACACAUUCCACAUUCCACAAGCCGGCACAUGCCACGGUCUUGCCGGUUACUUUGAAGCGCAUUUGUACGACAAUGUGACGCUCAGCAUCCAUCCUGAUCCUGUGCGUGGGUCCAAGGACAUGCUGAGCUGGUUUCCGAUCUACUUUCCCUUCCGCGAACCGCUGUACCUGCCGCCCAACUCGGAGCUGGAAGUGCACAUGUGGCGACUCACCUCGAGCGAUCGGGUGUGGUACGAGUGGAAUGCCGAAGCGUUCCUUCCACUGUCCAGUAGCACGUUGGAAGCAGCGAGGCAGCAGCACCAACGACCGGUGUCGCUGGACGCUAGCUCGUCGAUUGGGUCCAACGGCACCGCUGCGGAAGCAAGCAACUUUUCCAAUGCUCUCAACACGCCCAGGAUUCCGAGCGUCUCGCUGUCGCAGCAUCCAGUCGAGUCAUCACAGGGCACGAGUGGCCUGCAGGCAAGCGCAAUGCCACAAACCCCCGUUACGAGGGUCAAGAUUGGCAUGACCAGGCUGCAUAACCCUGGAGGACGCAGCUCCUGGAUCGGUCUUUGA